Manduca sexta (tobacco hornworm) is the source of this 660-nucleotide messenger RNA. It is a transcript of the gene RpL18, whose product is annotated as 60S ribosomal protein L18. The record is from RefSeq and is a predicted model, not a curated record. Gene Ontology annotation, biological process: translation. Gene Ontology annotation, cellular component: ribosome; cytosolic large ribosomal subunit. Lineage: Eukaryota; Metazoa; Arthropoda; Insecta; Lepidoptera; Sphingidae. The transcript has 4 exons. Gene Ontology annotation, molecular function: RNA binding; structural constituent of ribosome. The coding region runs from base 80 to 631 and encodes 183 amino acids.
CUUAUUGGCAACAUUGUUCAAAACGCUCAGCUGUCAAAUAUUGUUUUGUCUAUAGUCUCUUUUUCAUCCGGUUGUCAAGAUGGGUAUCGACAUCAAUCAUAAACACGACAGGAAAGUUCGGCGCACUGAAGUCAAGUCUCAGGAUGUAUACCUGAGAUUAUUGGUAAAACUAUACAGAUACCUGGCUAGGCGCACAAAUGCCAAGUUCAACCAGAUUAUCCUGCGAAGAUUGUUCAUGAGCCGCAUCAACCGGCCCCCGAUCUCUCUGUCGCGCUUGGCUCGCCACAUGAAGAAGCCGACGCGCGAGGGUCUGAUCGCCGUUGUUGUCGGCACAGUGACCAACGACGUGAGGUUGUACACAGUGCCCAAGAUGACUGUGGCCGCCCUCCACGUUACUGAGAAGGCGCGCGCUCGCAUCUUGGCUGCUGGAGGAGAGAUCUUGACAUUCGACCAGCUGGCUCUCCGCGCCCCGACUGGUCGCAAGACGGUGUUGGUGCAGGGCUGCCGCAACGCUCGCGAGGCUGUGCGUCACUUCGGCCCGGCGCCUGGCGCCCCGCGCUCUCACACCAAGCCCUACGUGCGAACCAAGGGUCACGAGCGUGCAAGACCACACCGUCGCUCCAAUGUAUAAUCUUUAUAUUAUAAGGACUACAGCCUAAA